GGCGGACCCGUGCGGAGACUGGCUCCAACCAUCCGUGAGGGGAAUAGCUGUCCGGCCAACCCUCCCACCGGCGCCACCAUCACCAUGCUCCGUGCCCAGUUCAACGCCAGUCAGAGCCUGUUGUACCAGGGUUAUUUUGAACAAGGUAUUACAAAAUGGAGACAGCCAAAAGUUUGAAGCGUUUAUUUGUUGGCGGAUUACAUCACUUGGCUUCUGAAGGUGAAAUCAAAGAAAUAUUUAGCUCAUUUGGAGAUGUUGCAGCAGUGGAUAUUGUACUCAGGAAAGACAACCAAGGGAAUCCCAUGAAGGCCUUUGGUUAUAUUAAUAUAAAUAUCUCAGAAACUGAAUUAAAACGAUGUAUGUCAUAUCUGAAUAAAUCAAAAUGGAAAGGUGGAAAGCUGCAGAUUGAAUUAGCCAAAGAAUGUUUUUUGCAUAGACUUGCUGAAGAACGACAGAAUGCAGCUAAAAGUAAGCACAAUCCACAUGUGGACAACAUAACAAAGGUGGUAGAGUCUCUAAAGAAAGUUGGUGUUGAAAAUUUUAAGAUGAAAUCUGCUGUUCCAGGAACAGAAGUACCUGAACAUAAGGACUGGAUUGUGAGUAAAUUUGGAAGAGUGUUGCCCAUUCUUCAUCUCCACCAAAACAAUAAGAAAAAAAUUAUAAAAUUUGAUCCUUCUAAAUAUUGUCACAACAUCAAGAAGCUUGAUCAUGUAUCAGAUUCAGAAAUCAAAACACCAGUAACCAAACUUACAUGGUAUCUUGACGAGCGAGAUGAUGAGGAGACAAGUAAGAAAAGACGAGGUAUAUUUCCUAAUCAGUCACAGAAUGUAAAGAGGAAGAAGCUAUCCCCUGACAAAUACAGUGCAGAAGGUUCCGUGGAUUCUGAUCGCAAUAUCCAAACAAAAAUAAUGCAUUUGAACAAAGUCAGAUAUUGUACAAGUAAAGGGUUUAAUGAACACGAGAUAGAUACGACAGGAAAGAAAUCAACUUUUUCUAAAUCUGGUUGUAUAGGCUUCAAGAAUCAAAACCUUGACAAGAAAGAAACUACUGUUGUCAUUGAAAACAGUGCUAUAUCAAAAGCUGCCGUGGCAAGCCUUGAUUCUGAUACUGAAGAACUGGAGUUGUUUACAGAAGAGAAAAGUAAAAGAUUAAGUCAGAAAGAUGUAAAAGAACAAGAUAUUCCUUUGGAAGUGGUUGGUGAGGAUUAUGUAUUAAAACAAAAAACCCACUGGGCGUUGGAUAACUCAAAGAGAAAAAUGUUGAAAGGUAUGAGCAAUGAAGCAUCAAAUAACAGUGGGAGUGAAUAUGAUUCUGCUGACACAGAUGAGAUCAUCUCCACGAAGAUGACACUUUGUCAUAACUUGCCACAGACAAAAGUGAAUAGUAAACCAGAUUUUGUGAACAGUGAGACUGAAGUUAACACUGAAAAGGAUGAUUGUGAAUCCAGAAGUAAUAGCAGUAAUGAGGAUACAACAGACAACGAUUCUGAAUCUAGUAUGGAUACUGAUUAUGAAGAAAUGACAAGUAAUUGUUACCAAAUAGACUUGUCACUAACAGACCUUGAACAGCUGGUAAAUAAAUCAUCUGAAUCUAAGGAAACAAGUAGUCAAUCAGAAAAAAGUGAAAUGAACUUUACUAAAAAUAAGUCAUUAAUCCCUUUUGCACAGAAUCUCUUGCCAAAUUCAGGAAACUCACUUUCACAAGGCAAACCUGUCUUGAACCAAAAGACUAUAACAGACAAUAUGUUUCCAGUGGUUCGAAAGGACGACAGCAGUGACUCUGAAAUGGUACUUAAUCAACAGCUAAGUAACUUGCCUCGUAAAGAUACUCGGUGCCUUACUGAGGUAAAGAAAACAAACAUCGAAAAAGAGAAAGUGAAUGGAUUGGGAACUGUGGAUUCUGAUAGUGACAUGAAAAGUAAUUGCAAACUGCCACCUUUCAAAGGUACAAAAUUCCUUCAAGUCAAUGCUUUAACUACAGCCUCUCCUAUCUAUAGUGUUAAACAUGGUAUGGUUGAAUGUGAAGAAAAAUCCAAGUCUGAUGUGCAUAAAAUAUCUGUCUCCAAAUCAAUGAAUAAAGAUGAGACUGAAGAAUCCAAGGAAGAUGCUAAGGAUGGGAAGCAAACAAUGCUGCAUACAAAACCGAACAACUCUCAGAAACUUGAACUGUUGUCAUUGUCUGUCACCAAAACUGGCCAUGAGGACAAAAUGAUAGAAUCUAAAGCUGGAACAGCUGGAUGUAAAUUAAGUAUUUCUCCCGGCAUUAAGAAUACUACUUGUCCUCAGAAUUUGGAUAAGCGCUUAUUGGACAAUCAGAAAAGAUUGGCUGCAAUACAGCAAAGGCAAAAAGAGGCAGAAGUGCAAAAGGAACUCAUCCAGGGGGCGCUGUCUGAUUUGGAAGGUCCAAAACUUGGAAAAGGAAAGCAUAUUAUCUUUGAUCUUGAAGAAGAAUAUGAAAGUGAGACAAUGUUUGAAGGUGAUGAACACAGUUGCAAAGCAGGAGAUGCAACCACAUCAGUAGAAAGUCAAGGCAAAAAACUUGUUGCUAAAGAUUUUAAAAGCAGAACAAUUGGAAAAUUAUUUGAUAGUGAGGAUGAAGAUGAUGAUGUUGAUCAUAGUGAAAGUUUCAAAAUCAAGCCUCAGUUUGAAGGAAAAACUGGUCAGAAGCUGUUGGCCCUACAAUCACGGUUUGGUACAGAUGAAAGAUUUCGCAUGGAUGAACGAUUCUUGGAAAGUGAAGAUGAAAGCAUGGAAGAAUCAGUCACAGUUGGAAAACAGAAUGCUGAGGAAGAAGAGCUUAUUGCGGAAAAAAGAAGAUCUUUGAAUAUCUUGAAGAGUAUCGUUCAGGAAGGCAAUGAAAAAACUGAAAUCAAUAAAGAACACAGAAAAUUAAAACAUUUCAGAGAUGUUUCUGCUCUGCAGUAUGAUCCUACAAGAAAAGAUCAUAUUAUCUAUGAAAACAAGUUUGAGGAAACUAAGAAAAUAAGCAAAGCAGCAAAAAAGAAAAUGAAAGAAGAGGAACAGAAACUUCCAGAAGUAUCGAAAGAAAUCUAUUAUGAUGUGAAUAAGAACCUGAAAGGAAUGUUCAUCUCUAGCACCAACGAAAAAGAAAAAGUUGCAUGGGAUAAGAAAGAUGAGAGUCAGCUUGAAAAUCGAUGCUCUGAAUCUUCUGAAGUCCCAACCAUCCAGCACACAUUUGACAACCUUUUCAGUAAAAACGCUGUUAAGGAAGAAUCUACAAAUUUUACAUUUUCAUUUUUUGGAGCAGCCACUUAUGAUUCCAGUGAAAAGCCAGAACAUUAUAAAACUGAGCCAGUAACAAUGUCAGCAUUUCCAUGGCAUGAAGAUCCUCGAUUCCAAGACAGCUCAUCUGAAGAUGAGGGGGAUAUCGAAGAUUCUGAAGAUAACACUGAAGAAAGUUUGGUACAACUUCCUGAGAGGAAAGCAAAUUUCUUUUUCUUUUACAAAGAUGACCAAAGGCUUAAAGAUGGCCCUAAACUGUUUUGCCGAAGUAUAGAUCUGACAGCUGAGAGAGAAACCUGGGAAAAAAAACGAGCGUUACUAAUCGAGGAGUACCAAAAGAAGCACAAAACAGAGAAACGGAGAAAAAAAGACAAGCAAUAGAUCAGUUCAUGGGAAUGAUGUGCUGUUAAUCCAAACAGAAAACUCACAUGAGGAAUAUUGGAAGAUUUACUGUGAUCUAUUUA
This is a messenger RNA of Mobula hypostoma (lesser devil ray), 3706 nucleotides long. It is a transcript of the gene nol8, whose product is annotated as nucleolar protein 8. Gene Ontology annotation, molecular function: RNA binding. The transcript is spliced from 17 exons. Bases 156 to 3623 code for a protein of 1155 amino acids. Gene Ontology annotation, cellular component: nucleolus. The record is from RefSeq and is a predicted model, not a curated record. Lineage: Eukaryota; Metazoa; Chordata; Chondrichthyes; Myliobatiformes; Myliobatidae. Gene Ontology annotation, biological process: protein localization to nucleolus.